This is a messenger RNA of Prorocentrum cordatum, 444 nucleotides long. The record is from the annotation of a GenBank genome assembly. Lineage: Eukaryota; Dinophyceae; Prorocentrales; Prorocentraceae.
AUGGAGGACUUCGACGACGCAUGGGCCGAUGGGCUCGUGCGAUUCCCCGAUGGUGGGGCGGUGGCGGCCGCUGCGGAGGCCCGCCCGCCUCCCUCGGACGGGGCCGCUGCCGCAGCGGAGGCGGCGGAUCCAGCUAGCGGAGCUGGAGGAGCAGCUGGCGCUGCGGGGUGCGGCCUCGGGUGCGACGGCCAGGCCGACGGAGCCGCGCGGCGGCGCCGCGGGCCCAGGCGUCCUCGGGCGAAGGCGGUGGCGGAGCUGGGCGCGGCGCUCGCGGCGGCUGCGCCUGCUGCAAGCGGAGCCGCGGCCUCGGUGGUCGGCCCUGAGGAGGUCUUCGUGGUGGCCGACGGCCUCCUCCGCCAGGCGGCUGACUACGAGCUUCGGCGCAGCGAGCAGCUUCGGCAGAUGCUGGAGUCCGUGAGCUGGAGGCCUGCCAGCGCCCUCUAG